Messenger RNA from Diaporthe batatas, 429 nucleotides. RefSeq lists its product as uncharacterized. The coding region runs from base 1 to 429 and encodes 142 amino acids. Lineage: Eukaryota; Fungi; Ascomycota; Sordariomycetes; Diaporthales; Diaporthaceae. The transcript is spliced from 2 exons. The record is from RefSeq and is a predicted model, not a curated record.
AUGUUGCACGGCUACUUCGAGGUACCCAUGAGCGGAAACCCACUGGUGGGAGACGCCGAAGUAUACGCGAAGCCGACCGCACCCGGCAUUCCCCUCCACGCCCACCGCGUCGAGAGCGUCGACCCCAACAGUGUGCUCUGCUCUUCCAAGAUGGGAGACGACUUUCUCAUCCACCACCCUAGGGAUCUGCUCCAGUGUGUGCGGCCCAGUUCCAAUCAGUAUGAGUACGGUCUCGUGCAGUACAGGUACCGCUUUGACGCAGCCAAAUUUAAGAAAGCCAAGGAUUCAGAGGUCAGAACCAAAUCUGGACGUGUCAUCAAGCGAUCUCAGGCGGCCUACACCAAGACGGGGAGAUAUAUCCGGAAGGCGGACGAGGCUCGCAGCAAGUCCAACCGAGUUAUCAAGAAGCCCACGGUCGCCAAGAAAUGA